Penicillium longicatenatum is the source of this 1515-nucleotide messenger RNA. RefSeq lists its product as uncharacterized. Gene Ontology annotation, molecular function: transmembrane transporter activity. Lineage: Eukaryota; Fungi; Ascomycota; Eurotiomycetes; Eurotiales; Aspergillaceae. The transcript is spliced from 5 exons. The coding region runs from base 1 to 1515 and encodes 504 amino acids. Gene Ontology annotation, biological process: transmembrane transport. The record is from RefSeq and is a predicted model, not a curated record.
AUGAUGGACGAACAGGAUCGGGAUGAGACCUUUUGGGCUCCUGGAACGGUCGCUUUGGAAGAUAUCAAUCGUACCAGAGACCAAAUCAUUCUUUUUCCGACCCCCUCGGACGAUCCCAAUGAUCCUCUCAAUUGGUCGACAGCUCGCAAAGCCUUGAAUUUCACACUCGUCAGCUUUUUUGUGCUAUGGACGUUUGUACAACUGGAUAUCGGGUUUACGGCGUGGGGACCAAUGGAAACAGAAUUGGGCUUCUCGGUGGACAUCUUGAACGCUGGAGCGGCUGUCAAUUAUGGCGGUCUUGCCAUUGGAUGUUUCUUUUUCAUUCCUUUGGUCCACAAAUAUGGUCGCCGGCCGAUCUAUAUUUUUAGCGUUGCCCUCCAGCUUGCAUCCUGCAUCUGGCAAGCAAAGAUGACGACUGUGGGUGGUUUUAUUGGUUCCAACCUCAUCUCUGGCCUGGGGGGUGCAAUUAGCGAGAUCGUUGUCCAGAUUACCGUUGCGGAUCUCUUUUUCGUUCACCAGCAUGCAACUAUGAACGGGUGGUUCGUCAUUUUCCAGUCCGCAGGUGCUUUUCUAGGGCCCGUUGCUUCCGGAUACAUUGUCGAUUCUCAGGGGUGGCGAUGGAUGUGGUGGUGGUGUGUCAUCUUUUUCGGGGUGACUUUGAUCUGCGUCAUGUUCCUCUUUGAGGAAUCAAAGUAUGUUCCUGUUAUACACGGUCAACCAGUCAUUUCGCAGCCCCGGCUGGCUCAACAGGAGUUGAACCAAGACUCCAAGGACACCAAGCAGGCCGACGACGAUGCCCUGGCGUCUAACCCGGGCAUCGCUCGCACGGUGACAAUCAAUCCAGACAUCAGCCUCAAAUCAUAUCGCGAGCGCAUGGCCUGGCUCACGGUCACAUCAGAGUCUAUGUGGCCUCAUUUCUACCAGCCGAUCGUGACGUUGUUUACCUUCCCAGCAGUAGCAUAUGCUGCUCUCACGUAUGGCUCUACACUGGCCUGGUUUGCGAUUAUGACUUCGCUCCAGGCUUCAUAUAUGCUCUAUCCCCCUUACAACUUUAAUGCGAUCGGCGUUGGUCUUAUGAAUGUGGCACCUUUUGUAGGAGCCAUGUUGGGUUUCCCAGUGGGUGGCUGGUUGAGCGAUAAAUCUAUUCUCUGGCUUUCUAAGAAAAAUGGCGGUAUCUAUGAGCCAGAGAUGCGUCUCUGGCUUGCUUUGCCUUGUGCGAUCCUUAUUCCCGGGUCGAUAUUGAUGUUUGGGCUGGGCCUUGCCCAUGGCGUACAAUGGUCUCUGCUCGCGGUUGGAUUUGGACUCUUCGGAUUUGCUUUCUCCGCCAUUAGUGGCAUCGCGCUGUCAUAUCUUAUGGAUUGCUAUCAAGAUAUUAUCGGUAACGCUCUAGUGGGUGUGAUCUUUAUGCGCAACAUCAUUUCUGUCAUUGUGCUCUUCGUGUUGACUCCAUGGGUCAAUGGCAUGGGAAGAUGGCCGAGAAACAAGUUACCCACCGUGCGGUAUAGCCCGUUGUGA